CCCUCCCUCUCUCCGUCAUCACUCACACACAAACCGCUUCUGGAAUUUCACCCCCCGCCGCUUCAAUUCAUUCUGCGAUCCACUUUCAAUCGCUCCCCUAAAAGACCUAUAUAAUAAAAUAGGGAUUGAUAGUUUGUGAAUAUGUCAUCUCAAUUAACGCCUUCUAAGAGGCCACAUAAUCAGAGUGGCUCAGAGCCCAAUGGAAAAGGAAAGUUGCAGAAGCCAGCCUUUUUCACUUCUCAAAACGCAUCAUUUAAAGUCACUCCAGGAAGCCUUGUUUUUCGUGUGCUUUGUCUGGCUAGCAAAAGUGGAAGCGUUAUCGGAAAAGGGGGCAACAAGAUAUCACAAAUACGCCAAGAAUCUGGUGCAAAGAUCAAGGUUGAGGAAACGAUUCCUGGUUGCAAUGAGCGGGUAAUUUUCAUAUCAGGAUCCGGGGAUGAGAAUGGAAUUUCUGAUGAUCCGAGCAAAGAUGUUGCCGUUGAAGAAAUUAAAGAGAUCAACGAAAGUAAAGAAGCUGAAAAAGAUACUAAUGAUGCAGAAAAACAUGAGUCUGUUGCGGGGGAAGAUUUGCAAUCUGAAAAAGAUGUUUCUUCUGUGCAGAAGGCUUUGAUGCUUGUGUUUGAAAGAAUGGCGGAAGGAGACUCAGAAACUAAUGGUGGGGAUGAUGUUCAUAAUAAAGAGUUUGUUAUAAGGUUACUUGUCCUUUCUUCUCAAGUGGCAUCCCUUUUGGGAAAAUCUGGUGGUCCUAUCAAACAAAUGGCUUCUAAAAGUGGUGCACAAAUUCAGAUUCUUCCUAAGGACAAACUUCCCUCGUGUGCAUCUUCUUCUGAUGAAUUAGUUCAGAUUUCUGGAGAAGUGAACGCGGUUAGAAAAGCACUUCAAUCUGUUUCACAACAUCUUUUGGAUCAUCCUCUUUGUGACAAUGAAUCUUUUUCUGCCAAUAAUAGUGGGCAGUCUCAUUCUUUUGGCGGUUCUCUUUCUCAGCAAGAUGCAUAUCCUUCUUUUCCUCCUCAAGGAGGCCUGUUGCCCGCAGGGUCUCGUGAUGGUGGUAGUGGUACUUUUGGGGGGCGUUUUGGUCCUUUCACGGACAUGUUAACGUAUCGUUUGAUAUGCCCUGAUGAAAAAGUGGGUGGUGUAAUUGGAAAAGGGGGAACUAUUGUGAAGGCACUUAAGCAGGAGACAGGAUGUGACAUUCGAGUCCUUGAAAAAAUACCUGAAUCAGAUGACCGGAUCAUUGUCAUAUCUGGACCAGCGCAUCCAGAGGAACGGAUAUGUGCUCCUCAAGAUGCAGUUAUGCGUGUUCAAACAAGGAUAUUUAGGGCUGCACCUGAAAGCAAGGCGAUGACAGCAAAAGUCAUAGUUUCUGCACAUCAAAUUGGAUGUAUCCUUGGCAAGGGCGGUGCAGUUAUAUCUGACAUGAGAAAGUCAACCGGGGCUUAUAUCCGUAUUUUGGGUAAGGACCUGACUCCACAGUAUGCUGCUGAAAAUGAGGAAGUAGUUCAGAUAAAUGGUGACUAUGAAGCAGUUCAUGAGGCUCUUUUUCAAGUAACCACAUGCUUGCGGAAUCACUAUUUCCGAGAUGCAUUUCCUGGUUUCCAAGAUCAUGGCCCACCAUUUCCACCAUUCAUGGGAAGGAGGGAACUUUCGCCAUCAGGAAGGUUUUCCUCUUUUAAUCGGUUUGAUGCCGGGCCCCCUCCACACGGUGGGUUUCAUCCGCAUGAUGACCGACCUCCAUUUAUGCAUGAUCGACCGGACUUUCCCCACCCUAUGUCUGAAAGAAUGCCAUCUUCUGCACCAUGGGGUCCUCAGGGUUUGGAAGGUGGUGGGCCUUUAGGGUAUCCUGAUUUUGGAGCCCCGCAAAGGAGAAUGGGUGGAUUUGUAGGAGGAAGUCACCAAGCUAUAAUUACAAACACUACUGUCGAAGUGGUUGUUCCUCGUAGUGUUGUUCCUUCUAUAUAUGGAGAAGAAGGUGGAUGCUUGAAACAAAUCCGAGAGAUUUCUGAUGCCAAAAUCACCAUAACCGACCCAAAACCUGGUGCUAAAGAAACUUUGAUUAUAAUAUCUGGCACACCAGAGCAGGCUCAUGCAGCACAGUCUCUUAUUCAAGCUUUUGUGAUUUGUGAAACUGAAGGUUCUUGAUGUUCUGUUGUGGUUUGUUUGCCCACAAUCUGCCAGUGAUCUCUUUUAGAGGAAUGGUGGUUGUGCAGUGCAGUUUUGUAGAACGAAAAAAUGUUUCUGUCGUCUUUUGAUAUUUUGAUACCAAGUUUAGUAUCAAAUGUUAGGAAGAUAUGUUAGAAUCAAAUGGCUGAUUUUGUAUUUAUCAAGUUUUCAAGUUUUAGAACUUAACAAA
Messenger RNA from Erigeron canadensis, 2350 nucleotides. Its product is annotated as KH domain-containing protein HEN4-like. Gene Ontology annotation, biological process: regulation of gene expression. Bases 142 to 2139 code for a protein of 665 amino acids. Lineage: Eukaryota; Viridiplantae; Streptophyta; Magnoliopsida; Asterales; Asteraceae. The record is from RefSeq and is a predicted model, not a curated record. The transcript has 8 exons. Gene Ontology annotation, molecular function: mRNA binding. Gene Ontology annotation, cellular component: cytoplasm; nucleus.